Lingula anatina is the source of this 1713-nucleotide messenger RNA. RefSeq names its product hepatocyte growth factor receptor. Gene Ontology annotation, cellular component: semaphorin receptor complex; plasma membrane. The record is from RefSeq and is a predicted model, not a curated record. Lineage: Eukaryota; Metazoa; Brachiopoda; Lingulata; Lingulida; Lingulidae. Gene Ontology annotation, molecular function: protein tyrosine kinase activity; ATP binding; semaphorin receptor activity. Gene Ontology annotation, biological process: protein phosphorylation; semaphorin-plexin signaling pathway; regulation of cell migration.
AUGUCAGAGAAAGAAUGUAGAAUGGAAAAUUAUUGCUUUGGUCCUAUGUCCUUAUUGCAUUUGGCAGUGAAUAUCACAAAAUUCCCCCUAGAGUCUUGUAAGGUGUACAACGAAUGUUCAGAAUGUGUGACAGCUUCAGAUCCUCUGAAUUGUGGUUGGUGUGCCAACGAGUUGGGGCAAGGCGAGUGCAAGAUGAGGCAAGAGUGCUUCAAGAGAUGGACCAAGGAUAGCUGUGCACCGCUCAUCUAUUCUGUCACCCCACAAACUGGACCUGUCCAAGGUGGUACACAAAUGACCAUACAGGGGCGAGAUUUUGGCUCCAAUCAGAGCCAGGCAGUGGUGGAAGUGAAGAUUGCCGACACAACGUGUAAUGUCACUUACAAGGAUUCCUCAAGAAUUCUGUGCACCACUGGUGUCUCGGCCAAAGGAGAAAUAGAUAGAGAAGUGUAUGUUCGAGUUGUUGAUAGAACAAAGACAAUUGUCAAGUAUCUGAUCGAAGGCCAGGCGCGUUCGCAGCAUGUCUUUGCAUACAAGCAACCUUCCGUUUCCUCACUUACUCCCAAAUAUGGGCCCCAAUCUGGUGGUACCGAUAUUUUGAUCAAGGGAAGGAAUUUGAACAUAGGAUCUCGGCAGGCGGUCACAGUGGCGAACCUGCCAUGUGUUAUACACAGCACGCUGUCAGAUAGCAUAAAGUGCACCACCACAUCUUGGAACAUGACUGUCAUGAACAAGUACAUCAGGCGCUACCUGGUGAGGAGAAAACGUGACAUUGGCAGUGGCCGCCUUGAGGUCUUCAUAGAUGGUGCUGUAUUGAGUGAUAGAAACUUGCGCUACACUUAUAAAGAAGAUCCGACCAUAACGUCUAUAUCACCAAGAUUAAGUACCUUAAGUGGCGGCACCACAAUAACAGUACGUGGUACCUACCUGAACGUGGUGGCAAAUCCAAGAAUGGGAUUGUCCUUGCCACAGAAAACCACUACUGCUCCAUUCGCAUGUGUAGCUGCAAACGAUGGCCUCAGUAUGAAAUGCGUGACCCCAAACGUCACCCAUCUCAUCGCAAUUGCACCAACACCAGCCAGACCUACUACGGCCGAUAUUUGGUUUUUAAUGGAUGGAGUGAGUAAAUUGCGGAAUUUCUCCCAGACUCAUCCGAAACUGAGCCCUCUACAGAUAUAUCCCGAUCCAGUCUACAAUGCUUUCACAGACAGCCCCAAUUCAUUUUCCAUUGAUGAUGAGCAGAUUAGGAUAAAUGGCAAGUAUCUUCAUCUGGUCCACAACAUUGGUGAUGUAAGUGUGACUGUCGGUUCGGCGCCAUGUACUGUGACCGCCCUUGAGUCCAACUACUUAUUAUGUAAACCAGGCAAUAAGCCAGCACAGGUCGGCCCCAAUGAGCCUCUUUAUCCAGUCAAGGUGACAGUGGGCAACUUAAAGUUCAACAUCGGUUCUCUGCGAUACAUGCAAGUGUCCAGCUCCAUCAUGGUGGUGGGCAUUGGGGCCGGAGCCGGGUGUGCCUUUGUGGUCAUCAUUCUGGCAUCUGUCCUGUUCUACCUAAAGAGAGCUAAAAAGGGGCCCUUCAAGCCGAAACCGACCCCCGAGCCCCUGGUGCGCUAUACUGCCAACCCGCACAGGAAUGGUGAUAAUGGACAUUUGAGAGUCCACAGGCAGGGCAGUAAUGACAAUGGUCAGUUGUUUUGGACCACCAAUCAUUUAUGA